AUGAAGGCGACUGGAUUUAUUUCCCUGUGGACAUUGGUUUCAUUGCCUUGUGGCCAGUUAGCAAAUCCUGCAGAACAUGAAGAUGUAGUAAAGCAUGCAAUAAAGCUGCACCGUGGAAAAGGAGCUGUUAUCACUGAGAGGAAGCAGUGGGUGUUGGAAAGUUGCAGAAAACUGUCUGGUCUUCUUCGCCAAAAGAACGUUGUUCUCAACAAACUAAAAAAUGCCAUAAGAGCAGUUGAGAAGGAUGUAGGACUGUCUGAUGAAGAGAAACUUUUUCAGGUGCAUACCUUUGAAAUUUUCCAAAAGGAGCUAAAUGAAAGUGAAAACUCCGUCUUUCAGGCAAUCCAUGGCCUCCAGAGAGCUCUACAGGGGGAUUACAAAGAUGUUGUAAAUAUGAAAGAAAGCAGUAGACAGAGGCUGGAAGCCUUGAGAGAAGCUGCAAUUAAGGAAGAAAUGGAAUAUGUCGAACUCUUAGCAGCAGAAAAACACCAAGUUGAAGCCCUUAAGAACAUGCAGCAUCAAAACAAAAGCCUGUCAAUGCUUGAUGAAAUUCUGGAAGAUGUCAGGAAGGCAGCUGAUAGAUUGGAAGAGGAAAUAGAAGAGCAUGCCUUUGAUGACAACAAAUCUGUAAGAGGUGUAAACUUUGAAGCAGUUUUAAGGGUGGAAGAAGAUGAAACAAACUCCAAAAGAAAUGCUUCAAAAAGAGAAGUAGAGGAUGACUUAGGUCUUAGUAUGCUUAUUGAUUCCCAGAACAAUCAGUAUAUCCUUACCAAACCGAGAGAUUCAACCAUUCCUCGUGCUGAUCAUCAUUUCAUAAAGGAUAUUGUGACAAUAGGAAUGUUGUCUUUGCCAUGUGGCUGGCUGUGCACAACAAUAGGAUUGCCAACCAUGUUUGGAUAUAUCAUCUGUGGAGUACUCUUAGGACCCUCAGGACUAAACAGUAUCAAAUCUAUUGUACAGGUGGAGACAUUAGGAGAGUUUGGUGUGUUCUUCACUCUCUUUCUAGUUGGUCUGGAAUUUUCUCCUGAAAGACUAAGAAAGGUAUGGAAAAUAUCUUUGCAAGGACCUUGCUACAUGACAGUUCUGAUGAUUGCCUUUGGUUUACUAUGGGGGCACUUGCUCCAAAUUAGACCAACACAGAGUGUCUUCAUUUCCACUUGUUUAUCUUUAUCAAGCACACCACUGGUGUCAAGAUUCCUUGCAGGUAGUGUUCGAGGAGAUAAAGAAGGGGACAUUGACUACAGCAGCGUACUACUUGGCAUGUUGGUGAUGCAGGAUGUGCAGCUUGGUUUAUUUAUAGCUGUCAUGCCUACACUUAUUCAAGCAGGAGUGAGCACACAUUCCAGCAUUUUCAAGGAAAUACUGAGAAUACUGAUACUGAUUGGCCAAAUUCUCUUUUCUUUGGCCGCUGUUUUUCUUCUAUGUCUUGUUAUAAAGACUUAUCUCAUAGGACCGUAUUAUCGCAAGCUGCACGCAGAAAGCAAAGGGAAUAAAGAAAUCCUCAUUCUAGGAAUAACUGCAUUCACCUUCCUUAUGUUAACGAUCACAGAGCUGCUGGAUGUUUCAAUGGAGCUGGGAUGCUUCUUAGCCGGAGCUCUGAUCUCUUCUCAGGGUCACAUGGUUACUGAGGAGAUUAUGUGCUGUAUUGAACCAAUACGUGACUUUCUUGCCAUCAUUUUCUUUGCAUCUAUAGGACUUCAUGUUUUCCCCACAUUUGUAAUAUAUGAACUCACAGUUUUGCUAUUCCUUACAUUGUCUGUGGUCAUAAUGAAGUUUGUCUUGGCAGUGCUUGUCCUUUCUCUGAUUCUUCCAAAGACCAGCCAGUAUAUCAAGUGGAUUGUCUCAGCAGGACUGGCACAAGUCAGCGAAUUCUCUUUUGUUCUGGGAAGUAGAGCACGCAGAGCAGGGAUCAUAUCUCGGGAGGUCUAUCUGCUUAUUCUGAGUGUAACUACUCUAAGCCUUCUACUUGCCCCUGCCCUGUGGAGAGCUGCGAUUAUGAAAUGUGUUCCGAGACCUGAAAGACGCUCAAGUACUUGAUUAGGAUUUGCACAUAUAGAAGAAUAUGUCUUCUUGCAAGGAAUAUCUUCAUUGCUCAUUGUAUUUCUAUGCAGUCGGGAAACAAGACAUUUUGAGUAGUCAGUCCUCUUAGCAAGCACUUGGUCAUGAGCCUUACACUGAUCUAAAACAAAACAAAAUUCAACACUAAAAAAUAUUUGUCAUUUGAAUUGCACACCUUUUACAAAAUUUAUUUCUCUCUGACAUAUUGAAGUCUGCCAGAAUAUUUGUUUCCGAUCCAAUCUAUUAUUCAGAUCAUAAAUUAUUUUUUUAAAAUAUAACAUCGUGCAAACUGUG
This is a messenger RNA of Manacus vitellinus (golden-collared manakin), 2352 nucleotides long. It is a transcript of the gene SLC9D1, whose product is annotated as transmembrane and coiled-coil domains 3. The transcript has 12 exons. Lineage: Eukaryota; Metazoa; Chordata; Aves; Passeriformes; Pipridae. The coding region runs from base 1 to 2037 and encodes 678 amino acids. Gene Ontology annotation, cellular component: membrane. Gene Ontology annotation, molecular function: potassium:proton antiporter activity. The record is from RefSeq and is a predicted model, not a curated record. Gene Ontology annotation, biological process: proton transmembrane transport; potassium ion transmembrane transport.